Messenger RNA from Ciona intestinalis (vase tunicate), 981 nucleotides. The record is from RefSeq and is a predicted model, not a curated record. Lineage: Eukaryota; Metazoa; Chordata; Ascidiacea; Phlebobranchia; Cionidae.
UAAAUCCCACAUUUUAUGUUCCAGGGUCUAACAAAGCUUCUACAGAAGAAAGAAGAUGAAAUAGAGAAUUUGAAUGAUGAAGUGAAAGACCAACAAGUUAAAGCUGAAGAGCUGGCUGAUGCUAUUCGACAACUGGAGAUACAGAAGCCAAUGUCAAGUACCAAGGAUAACUUGCUUGAUCAACUACGACAACAACUUAAACAAGCAGAUGCUGCACUGCAGGAUGCACUUGAUGAAAAGUUGAAGACACAAGAUGAUCAUGAUAAGAAGAUAAGGGAGCAGCUUCAGCAACAUCGGGAGCAGGAGAGACAGAUGGAACAUCUUAAAACUUCGUUGCAAAUAAGUGAAGAAACAGUGGUAUCCAUGGAUCAGAUGAUAAAUGAAAAAGAUAAAUCUCUUCAAGAUCUCACAAAUAAACAUAAAGCAUUGCUCAAGGAACUGCAGCAAAAAGAAGAGCAGAGGAUUUCAGCUCUUCGUGAGCGAGAUGAACUUCUCAUCCAUUGUGAUGAGGAGAAGCUCCGGUUCACUGAGAUGAGCAGGAAGAUGUUGAGAAGAUCAAGCUCCGAUCUUUCAUCCAACAUCUCCCAGAUGGAAGCAGAAAGAAGAAUAUCUGAUCUUCAGCAUCAGUUGAGGAAAAAAGAGGAGGAAUAUAAGGAAGCUCAGUCUUCUUACGAUAGAGUUGCAUCCGAUCUCCGUUCCUCCAUCAGUGACCUGCAAAGAGCUCUCCGUUCCAAGGAAGAGGACUCCGAGAGACAUCGGAGGACCAUCGCUCAACAAGAUCUUCGAGAUGCACAAGAUGAAGGAGGACAUUAGGAGCAGGGAUGAGGAGAUUCAGAACCUCCAAUCUGAGAUUGAGAACAAAGUUUCCAAUCUUUUAAACAUCAACUCCGAUCUUCAGAACAAACUCGUCUCUAGCGAGCAAGAGCUUCAGAACCUCAACAGCCAGCAGAUGGCAGUACAGCGCCAACAUGAACUGCAGAG